Thalassophryne amazonica is the source of this 2185-nucleotide messenger RNA. RefSeq lists its product as uncharacterized. The record is from RefSeq and is a predicted model, not a curated record. The coding region runs from base 463 to 1905 and encodes 480 amino acids. The transcript has 12 exons. NCBI's taxonomy places the organism in Eukaryota, Metazoa, Chordata, Actinopteri, Batrachoidiformes, Batrachoididae.
GUGUACACAACGAACGUACUCUGUGUCCUCUCAUGGGAUGCAAACUAGCUCUGGUAAAUACAACGGCCUUUAAUUGCUUAUUUAUUCCCAUUCGCUGUUAUUAUAGAAAACAACAUUAAGUAGCAUUUGUAAGAAUUAUUGUGAUAUGACGAUAAUGUGUCUGGGUGUGGAAUACUGGCGCUGUGGUGGUUUGUUUAGGUUCGCUCGCUAGCUAGUGCUUCCUUGGUGUUCAUUAGCUUAGCCCCAGUGGAAACAAACACCGACUGCUCAGGAGUGGAUUAAACUGCUACUCCGACCGUCUCAAACAAUGAAGUCUGGUGUUCCUGUAGCAGAAACAAGCUGGUGAACUUGCUGGCUAACGGUAACAUCGACCCUCCUGAAUAGCUACCAGACACUUCCACCCUUCCUUGCUUCCUUCCUAGUUUCCUUGCCCUGCCUCGGGAACACCAACUGCCUUUUUCAAUGAUCACUAUGGAGUCGGCCCUGAAUCCGCUGCCACACUUCACAGAAAACACCUAUAAAAUGACAGAGGAGGAUGUGAAGCGGCUGAUUGAGUUUCGGGCAUCCAAUGAAGCUCUCUUCACUGGGAAAAGGAACUCAGCAAAGAUAGCGUGGAGCACAAUUUUAAAAGGCCUGGGCCUCGAGGAGAAGUUGACAGCAGACCAGAUUGCCAAAAAAUGGGACAACCUGCGGACAAAAUACAAGGACCUGAAACAGCCGUAUCAGGGCCAGGACAACUUAGCAGGCAUUGUAGAGUCGUGGCCGUGGUUCCACAUCAUGGAUGAAGCCAUGCAGGGUCGACUGUAUAACAAUAACCUGGUGUUGUGCCCAGAGACUGGCACUGUUGCUGGUAACUGCAGCAAUGGGCAGCCCAACCACAACCAGGAGAACACAGACAUCCUGGAGUUUCUCAUCAAAACAGAGAUGGAGGAUACUGUGGCUGCAGAACACACAGAGGAUGAUGUCACUGUUCACACAGAUGCUCCUCCCACUGAGGUUGUCCCAAUGGGCUGGAGAAGGAUGACUGAAUGCUCUUACAAAAUGACAGAGCCAGAAACAGAAAGGAUGAUCAAGCUUCGAGCUGCAAAUGAAGCACUUUUCACAGGGAGAAAACAUUCAGCCAAACCGGCCUGGAGAGCCAUUCUGUAUGAGCUUGGUCUCCAGGGGAAGUUGACCACUGACCAGUUAGCCAAGAAGUGGGACAAUCUAAAGAGGAGAUAUAAGGAGUUGAAGUUUCCUACUCGUGGUGUUGAGACCAACCCAAGUUCCUGGCCCUGGUUUUAUAGAAUGAAUGAUGCCAUGGAGGGUCGUUUUGCUGGCGCAGCACCUAUCCUUACGCCCAUUGUAGCAGAAGAAGAUGAGGAAUGUGAGCCAUUGUCACCGACGCCCAAAAAACGAGCCCGCCGGAGCCGAGGGGGUAUGACUGAGUUCCUUACAGAGUCUGAGAUGGACCUGCUGGUUGACAAUGAAGAGAAAAAUGGAUCCACAGUUCUGGGAGAUUUGCAUCGGAUGUCGGAGUUAACCUACAAAUUGACAGAGGAAGACAUCAAGCGGCUGAUUGAGUUGCGAGCGUCUAAUGAAUCUCUGUUUACUGGGAGGAGAAACACUGCCAAACCGGCUUGGAGGGGAAUAGUGAAGGAGAUGGGGUUAACUGGGAAGAUAACCCCCGACCAAGUCGCAAAGAAAUGGGACAACCUGAAGACUAAAUUUAAGGACCUGAAGUUUCCUCCUCGAGGAAUGGAGGGUCAGACAAACCCUGCUUCCUGGCCCUGGUUUCAGCUAAUGAGUGAUGCUCUAGAGGGGCGACUGGCGAGUAAAGCUCCCAGAGUGACACCUGUCUGGACCAGCGAGGAGGAUGGAGUUUUUCAGUUCUUCUCCGCCUCCCGACAGAGGACUGUAUUUUAGCUGAGAGGAGCAGUGUAUCAGAGCUGGAGAGCAUGGUGGGUGGAGGAAAAUAGCGAGUCUGAAGGGAAUAUUACCUACAUCGAUGCCUAGUGGCGAGGAAUGCUCAACACCCUCAGACCUCUCUUAUAAAAUGACAGACCAGGACACCCGGAAGAUGAUUAGCCUAGAGCUGCUAACGAGGCACUGUUCACUGGGAGAAGAAAUGCUGCUAAAGCCGCCUGGAAAGCCAUUCUGAAAGAGCUCGGGCUACAGGGAAAGAUUUCAACACACCAGAUGGCAA